Molecule: messenger RNA, 914 nt
Organism: Acaulospora morrowiae
Lineage: Eukaryota; Fungi; Glomeromycota; Glomeromycetes; Diversisporales; Acaulosporaceae
Source: the annotation of a GenBank genome assembly
UUCCGGAAAAUCACGCGCAACACGUUUUGUUUCUUGAUAUAGCUGCAAAACUCGGAAACGAGAUAAUUCUUAUCCCUAUUUGGUUGCUACAAGCAAUGGCUUGUUCCACUCCAUCAAAAAAAUAUCUAGAAGUACUUUCCCAAAAAUCGGUUCGUCUCUCUACAUCCACGCCAAAACUUAUUGUGCUCGAUCUUAAUCAUACCUUAUUAAGUCGCAGUAAGAAGAAGAGUACUCGUGGUACCUUACGUCCUUACCUUAAUGAAUUUCUUCAAUAUCUAUUCGAAGGAACCGAUAAAAAGGAUGGAACCUUUUCUGUCAUGGUGUGGUCCUCCGCUAGGCCGCAAACCGUCGAUGCAUUAGUCAAUCUGGCAUUUGGACGUUAUCGAGAUCAGUUGAUUGCUAUAUGGAGUCGUAAUAAAUUUGGAUUAGAUAAACAGAUGUAUUAUCGAAAGGUGCCGGUGAUAAAAAAUUUAGAAACCAUCUGGAAUGAAUUAAAUAGACCGCAUCAUGUUAAUCCCCACGAUGGUUGGUCCGAAACUUCAUCGUCAGAGUUGCCAAAUGAUAUGUCUUCCCCAUCGACAACACCACGUUCCCCCCUUUCUCCUACCAACGAAACCUCGACAGAUACUUUCAUCGAGAAAUUACCACGCGCAAUUGAUCUCGAUACGAUAAAUGGCAUUUCGCCAUGUACAUGGGACCAAACUAACACAAUUCUUAUCGAUGACUCGCCCUCAAAAGCCGUGUUACAACCCUAUAACGCUAUACAUUUGCCACCCUUUAAUUCUCCGGCACGUCAAUUGGCAAAAGAUAAAGAACUGGUGAAUGUUAUAAAUUACUUGGAAAUUUUAAAGCAUCAAGACAACGUCAGUGCAUACAUGAAAGAACAUGCAUAUGUUUCCACCAGAAUGGAUUAA